Molecule: messenger RNA, 854 nt
Organism: Drosophila mauritiana
Lineage: Eukaryota; Metazoa; Arthropoda; Insecta; Diptera; Drosophilidae
Product: protein DPCD
Exons: 1
Coding region: 157-825 (222 amino acids)
Source: RefSeq, a predicted model, not a curated record
CAAACUGACAGCUGGGUUGCCAGGUUUCCAUCGCAAUGUGCUUCUCAACAAAUUUUCAACUUUGCGCCAUCGAUCAAAUUUUCAGCCGCUUUCAGUUGUUAUUUUCGAAUCCCCGGAGACGUGUGCCUAGGUAAUCCAAUCCACCAAUUCCCAGAGAUGUCCUACCAGAGCUGGCUAAACUACCUACAGACGGCGGAGAAGAACUCCAUGAUCAGUGGCCGCGCCCGCAAGGUGCUCUACAAAUUCCCGGACGGCAGGCAGAUGGCCGAGGAGUACAACAUGGACACAGGAAUCGUGCAGCGGCGGGCCUGGAAAUCGAAGAGCAACAAGAUCAUGGGCGAGUCGGAGUGGGAAAUCGAGCUGGGCGAUGAGCCGCGUCAGCUGAACUGGUCGGGCAACAAGCCACCAGGAUCUGGCGAGGAAACCGACUCCCUCGCAGGCGGAGAUUUCACCCUGCGGGAGAGCAACACCGCGCCACUGCUGACCAAGCGGAUCACCAAGAAGAACAUUGAGUGGCGCAUCCGUAACAUGCCCUACUCCCUGGACACCUACAACGUAACCGCUGAUCCCGAGAAGCGCGCCAUAGUCGUGCGCACCUCGAACAAGAAGUACUACAAGGUCAUCCCGGUCCCGGAACUGGACCGCUGUGGGGUCAAGCCCGCGCAGGAGAGCCUCUCUGUCCACCACCAGUUCAACACGCUGAUCAUUACCUACCAGAAACCAGAUAUCCUCUGCGAGAUGGAGGCGCAGGUCCUGCUUCUGCUCAAGAAUGUCGAGACCGAAACCGACAUGGAUGAUCUGCUGAAGGGGCUGAUGGCCAAAUAAACGACUUAGAUUGUAAUACACAAAGUUAA